Molecule: messenger RNA, 176 nt
Organism: Perkinsus marinus ATCC 50983
Lineage: Eukaryota; Perkinsozoa; Perkinsida; Perkinsidae
Exons: 2
Biological process (GO): protein phosphorylation
Molecular function (GO): protein kinase activity; ATP binding
Source: RefSeq, a predicted model, not a curated record
AUGCCUACCGGGACGAAUGUGGCGAUGAAGGUAUAUGAUAAAAUAAAGCUAUUGGACCCACAGAAACGGAAGGGUGUUAAGCGGGAAAUCAAGCUGCUGGAGCGGAUGUCGCAUCCCAACAUUAUUCAUUUCCACGAUGCUUUGGACUCUACUCGGCAAAUCUUCAUCGUCACCGA